Periconia digitata is the source of this 3004-nucleotide messenger RNA. NCBI's taxonomy places the organism in Eukaryota, Fungi, Ascomycota, Dothideomycetes, Pleosporales, Periconiaceae. The record is from the annotation of a GenBank genome assembly.
CGUAACGCUAGAAGAAGAAAGACGGUGCCUUUUUUCUUUUUUGCCCUUCUCAAGAGGGGUGUUUCCGGGACGAAUGAAUAGGGGGGGCAUUGGUCGAUGGAUUUGAUGGAUGCGAUAGCGGGAUUCAUUGUAACGCCUUUUUUGUUUUACUCUACAUGCCCCAUCUAUCCCUCCUUUUCCCCAUUUCUCCCUUUUUUUCCCAGGGUAUCGGGCUCGGCUUGUUUUGUUGGGCGCUCGUGGGACUUGUAUGCAUUUCAAGACGUUUUGUUUUUGAUCCGUUACGACUUUCAACAUGACAUGCAUGCCACAUACUGUCAUGUACAUACAUGUAGUUAUGUGCACGGUUGCGCGCAGCUAGGAAAUAUCAUACAGACGAUUCUUUCGUAUCCUCGCCUUUGUUCCUGCAAGUAUAUCGUUGGUGGCUAAGCAGAUCAUGUACCAACCAUGUCAUGUAAUAUACACCGUUCGUCGAAUGGGUUCGUUUAGUAGGAGGAUGGGGAGGGGAGAACACGAGGACGGGCCGGUGCGUGCCUCGGAGUCUAGCUGGCUCAGUGCAAGUCGGGGUUGCUUGCCGCUAGCACUAAUGCAAUGGAUUCAUUUGGGGGACUGCGUCAUUGCCUGCUUGCUGGUAACUGUAUGCGCAGGGUGAGGCUUGCUUUUCUGAUGUAUGACUUGUUAGGGUGAUGCAUGAGUAUCUACAGUAAGGGAUUCGUACAUAUAUAUAUAUAUAUAUAAAUAUGUCUGCAUACUCAAGUACAUAUGUACCUGCCUACAAAUCACCGCUACCUGGGAAUGCCCAACUGCGUCAACAUGGGCGCAGAGGGCCAAGAAGAUCUAUUCUGGACUGGGCGCGACUUCUCCUCCGCACCCUUGUUAACUAGACUCUACCAACUAACUACAUAGCUGAUCCACGUACCGCUGCGUGCUUGUUCCAUUCCAUCUCGUCUUCAACCACACUGCACUACAAUCCACCCUUCACACGUCACGCUUCACCCGUUUAUCGAUCCCCAGCUCUCUAUUCCCACCAUACUCGCUCAUAUUCUUUAGCCACCUCCCUGGCUACCACACAUUUCCCCGCCUGCAACCCCCCAAACUAUCCACCCCGCGCCAAGCAUCCCGCAAGCCCAGCACAGCAGAGCAAGCGCAUCGCAACGUCACUCGCCAGCAACCCCCAACGCACCUCGUGAACCAGGAUCGCUCAGGCCAAAAUCCUCGUGCUGCUGCUGCAUUCACUCGUCUACGUGGACGGCCAUCGAGCCUCUCGCUCCGUCGCAACGUUACCAGGAUGAGCAGCUCCCCCACGUCUAGCCCACACCGGGCUCCCUCUUCAGCGACCCACAAUCCCACAACCACCGCACCGUCGAACCCGCAGCUUCUAUCCACCGUUCAAGACGAUAAAGAAGACCGCCGUCCAUCCAUCCAAUUCGCCGCCCCCAAGAGUCCCUCGUUCCCGCGAGGAAGCCCCAAAACAGAUCGCCCCAAGAGGCGCAUAUCGUCUCCUCCCCCGCCGCCUGUCUUUCAACCCCGCGUGUCCUUUGAUACCUUUGACAAGCCCGCUGAGUUCAUAGAAGAGAAUUCGUUUACGCUCGUCUCGAAGCACAAGGACUAUGAGUACACGAAACGUUCGCGGACGUUUCUGUGCGGUUGUGACGACAACGAUUACUCCGAAUACGCGUUGCAAUGGCUGAUUGACGAAUUGGUCGACGACGGCGAUGAGAUUGUAUGUUUGAGGGUUGUGGAAAAGGAUGACACUAUCGCGGCCGAACGGAGCGUCAUGAAAGGUCGGUACAAGUCAGAAGCAGAAAGUCUUAUGGAGACUAUACAGAAGAAGAACCAUGAAAACAAAGCUAUCAAUUUGGUUCUGGAGUUUGCGCUUGGAAAGGUGAACAAGGUUAUUGACGAGAUGAUCAAUCUUUACGAACCCGCUAUUCUGGUGGUGGGGACUCGAGGUAGGAGUUUGGCCGGCUUCCAGGGCUUGCUCCCCGGGUCUGUUUCCAAGUACUGCCUUCAGCAUUCGCCCGUGCCCGUCAUUGUGGUGCGGCCGUCUUCCAAACGUGACAAGGCCCGAAACAAGCGGGCGUUAGAUCCCAACAGACAUUCUUACAGGGAUCUUUUGGAGAAGAGUGGACCCAUGUUGGAUGCGGAUGGUCAAACCUUUGACGCAGAUGGCUCCAGACAAGCGUCCGAAGAUGAGGCCGCUGCUGUAGCUGCAGCCAUUGGUUACAAGCCCAAAAAGAAGAAGAAGAAGAGUGUAAAGGGGCUCAGCCCGCUGGUACAGACUCAUACAGCCUCGUCAGAUUCGUCGAAUCGAGAUCUCGCGGACGACCUCAAGAGCCCAGGCAUGCUCAUGAAGAGCCCCGAGCUGCAGAAUCUGGACAGUCCAGAACUCACCGAAGAAAGCAGUAGCGACGACGAAGGCGGUGUUUCCAUGAACGACGCAGCGUCGGAACCAGGCGAUGUUCAACAGCAGAGUGGCGUCGCGACCAACGUCAUGGAUACAGCCCUCGGCGCCAUUCUUAACCGAUCGCGCGGGAAGAGCAACUCGCCGGCUAGGAAGCCGAGUAAAUCUCCCGGUCGUCGACGUAGUAGGUCACCUGCAAGACGGAGACACGACAUCACGGACGACAUCAUCGACGGAACCGCUGCUCUCGAUGUCGGAGACAGCAAGCCAGCAGCUGCAGCAUCGUCGGGAGUUGUCGAAUCUGAGUCUGCACCAAAGGCCGCCGGGGGAUCGUCUCCUUCUGCUGUCGAACCUGCUCCCGCUUCCGAGCAGGAAAUCAAAGCUGCGAAGGAGGUUUCCCAAGUUGAGUUGGAACCUGGGGCUGUUGACACCCCACCUCCUGCGAAGGUGGAAACUCAGUCUGCGGACAUUCCGGCCUCUCAAACCACUGAUUCCAUGGCUGGGGAGAAGAAAGAGGAUGAGGAGGAUGUAACGAAACCCCAACCGCCGGCCGUGGCUGGCGAGUCUGAGGCCGCAACGGCAAAGGUCGAGAAAGAUGUAUAG